Molecule: messenger RNA, 399 nt
Organism: Blepharisma stoltei
Lineage: Eukaryota; Ciliophora; Heterotrichea; Heterotrichida; Blepharismidae
Source: the annotation of a GenBank genome assembly
AUGGUGUGUAUAAUGAUUGAUCGAUCGCGAUCUUUUUGAAAGCAUUUAUCAAAGUCAUUUCGGGUCCAAAAACUCGAUCAAGGAAGGGAUAAUAAAAGAAUGCUUCAAGAGCAAUUUCUAUUCCUGCAUAGCUUGACACUACCAAUCCCCUCUUUUUACUAUAAUCAGAUUUCUUGUCAUCAAGAUAUGAUUGAACAAGAUAAUCCCCAACGAUUGAUAUUGCUCAUCCUGCGAUUACUUGGGCUGCAAUUGGCCUUUUAUAUAUCUGAAUUUGGUAUCUGUGCAAUGCUCUUUUCAGAAAUUUUUUACCUUCCAUAUAACUUUUUAUCAGUAAAAUUUGAGAUGUUAAAUGAUUAUCGUUGCAAGAUGUCAGAUUUAUUUAAGAAAUCCAAUACUUAA